Molecule: messenger RNA, 2661 nt
Organism: Colletotrichum higginsianum IMI 349063
Lineage: Eukaryota; Fungi; Ascomycota; Sordariomycetes; Glomerellales; Glomerellaceae
Product: Duf221 domain-containing protein
Exons: 3
Coding region: 1-2661 (886 amino acids)
Cellular component (GO): plasma membrane
Molecular function (GO): calcium-activated cation channel activity
Source: RefSeq, a predicted model, not a curated record
AUGUCGACCCUCGACGAUCUCCAGAGCGGCCAGGACAAUAGGGGUGAGGCUCUCGGCGAUGAGUCGGGCAGCUCCAUCUCCGGUCUGGUCAGCACUCUAGCCGUCUGCGCCCCUAUUGCCGGCGCCUACCUCGUUAUCUUCCUUAUCCUUCGCCGGAGCCAACGUCGAUUCUAUGCGCCGCGAACCUACCUUGGCAGUUUGCGUGAAAGUGAACGAUCGCCGAGCUUGCCCAGCGGCAUCUUCAACUGGUUUGCUCACUUCUGGAAGAUCCCCGACAUAUACGCUCUCAAGCACCAGUCCCUCGACUCCUAUCUCUUUCUUCGCUUCCUCCGUAUCUGCGCCACCAUCUGCUUGGUCGGCCUCAUCAUGACCUGGCCCGUCCUGUUUCCCGUCAAUGCUACGGGCGGAGGAACGGCCCAGCAGCUUGACAUCCUGACGUACAGCAACAUCGACGUGACCGUCUCCUCCGGCCUUAACCGCUUGUACGCCCACGCCCUCAUCGGUUGGCUCUUCUACGGCUUCGUCAUGUACCUCAUCAUGCGCGAGUGCAUCUUCUACAUCAACCUGCGCCAGGCCUUCUUGCUCUCCCCGACCUACGCCAAGCGCAUCUCGUCGCGCACAGUUCUCUUCACUUCGGUCCCCGACGCCUACCUGGACGAGGCCAAGUUCAAGAAGCUCUUCAGCGAGUCGAUCAAGAGGGUCUGGAUCACCGGCGACACCGAGAAGCUCGAUGAGCUCGUCGAGGAGCGCGACAAGGUUGCCAUGAAGCUCGAAAAGGCCCAAGUCAAGCUUAUCAAGCUCGCCAACGCCGCGCGCCUCAAGGCUGUCAAGAACGGCGCAUCUGCCGACAAGACCCCUUCCGCCCAGGACACCGAGUCUGGCGAUGCCGCUGCUCGCUGGAUCCCCCAGAAGAAGCGUCCGACCCACCGCCUCGGCCUGCUGGGUCUCAUCGGCAGAAAGGUCGACACAAUCGAAUGGUGCCGCGCCGAGCUUCAACGCUUGAUCCCCGCCGUCGAUGCUGCCCAAGCCGACUACCGUGCCGGGAAGUACAAGAAGAUCCCCGCUGUCUUCGCCGAGUUUUACACCCAGUCGGAUGCUCAGGCCGCGUUCCAGGUCACGACCCAUCACCAGGCCCUUCAGAUGACGCCCAAGUACAUCGGAAUCCAGCCCACCGAGGUCAUCUGGAAGUCCCUCCGUGUCUCGUGGUGGCAAAAGGUCGUCCGGCGAUACGCCGUCAUCGCCUUCAUCGCCGCCCUCAUCAUCUUCUGGGCCAUCCCCGUCACCCUUGUCGGUAUCAUCUCGCAGGUGUCCUACCUCGAGAAGGUGUCCUUCCUGACCUGGCUCCAAAAGAUCCCCGAUGUCAUCAUGGGCGUCGUGUCCGGCCUGCUUCCCAGUGUCGCCUUGGCCGUUCUCAUGUCGCUGGUCCCCGUCAUCAUGCGCCUCUGCGCCAAGCUCUCUGGCGAGCCCUCGGACUCCCGCGUCGAACUCUUCACCCAGAACGCCUACUACUGGUUCCAGCUGAUCCAGGUCUUCCUGAUAACAACCAUCUCCGGAUCGGCCAUCGCGACGAUCCAAGCCAUCGCCGAAAACCCCGGUUCCAUCUUCGGUACCCUGUCCACGGCGUUGCCCAAGUCGUACAGCUUCUACAUCAGCUACUUCAUCGUUCAGGGCAUCACCCUCGCGGUUGGCGUCUUGACUCAGGUGGUCGCUUUCGCCAUCUUCGUGGCCGUGCUCAAGUUCCUCACCAACACGCCCAGAGCGCUCUACCAGAAGUGGUCCACGCUGGCGGCGAUCUCUUGGGGAAGCGUCCUCCCCGUCUACACAACCAUUGCGGUCAUUAGCAUUACGUAUGCCAUCAUCGCACCUCUCAUGCUGUUCUUCUCGACGAUUGGUAUGGGGUUGUUCUACCUCUCGUACCGCUACAACAUCUUGUUCGUCACCGACACCAGGAUCGACACUAGGGGCCUCCUGUACCCCCGCGCCCUCAAGCAGCUCUUCGCCGGCGUUUACCUGGCCGAGAUCUGCCUGAUUGGUCUUUUCGCCGUGUCGGUCGCCAUUGGACCUCUCGUCCUCAUGAUCGUCUUCUUGAUCUUUUCCGUCCUGUUCCACCUUACGAUGAACAGCGUGCUGGACCCUCUCAUGUACACACUCCCCAGAACGCUGCAGGUGGAGGAGGAGUCUCUGAGCGCCGAGAUUGAGGGCAUGGACCGCAAGGACUCGGGCCGAGGCGUUUCGGAGGAGCAGAACGGCGACUCGAGCAACCUGUUCAAGAAGAUCCCCAACAUCAAGAAGUUCAGCCCCGGCGGCGAGGAGAACACUGUCGAGAAGGGCGGAAACAUUGUGACUCGGUUCCUCAAGCCCUGGAUCUUUGCCGACUACAUCACGCUCCGCCAGUUGGUCCCCCACGACGCGGCCACCAUCGACGAAAUGUACCCCGGCGCCAUCCAAGACAACGCCUACUACCCUCCUUCGGUCUCGAGCUUGCCUCCUUUGCUUUGGAUCCCCGAGGACUCUGCGGGAGUUUCCAAGUACGAGAUUGCGCAGACGAGCAAGAUCAUCCCCAUCACGGACGAGGGAUGCCAGCUGGACGAGAAGAACAAGCUCGUGUGGGACUCGGAGGGCGCAAGACCCCCGAUCUGGGACGAGAAGAUUUACUACUAA